Messenger RNA from Ostertagia ostertagi, 357 nucleotides. Lineage: Eukaryota; Metazoa; Nematoda; Chromadorea; Rhabditida; Trichostrongylidae. The record is from the annotation of a GenBank genome assembly.
AUGCAAAAGACUGAAGGAGUCUGUAAAGUGGAUCCUUCAUUACGCUACCAGCGGAAAAUGAUACGAACUUUAUCUGUUCUCAUGACGGCUUUUCUCUGCACGGGUUUUGCGAGCUCAUUAUUGUUUCUUGCUUCGGAAAUGGUGCCUUUCUUGGACGCCGACAAGGCUCCCUACGUCCGGACCAUUGCAGCUAAGCUCGGCUUGAUCUCGUGUGCUCAGAAUUUCUAUGUGUAUAACACGAUGAGCAAGGACUUUCAAAAGGCGUUCAAGAAGAUAUUUGCAUCAAUGAAAAAGUGGAAAAAAGCGAAGCUGCACGUAGUCAAACCUAGGAAGGUCACGACAACUGCAUUUACCUAG